GUUUGUUUACCUUUUACAUCCGCGACUAUCGGAAAGGCGGAAGUCCUGUCGCAAAAAGCCGUCGAUUGUCGUAAAAUGUGUUUUCCGGCACAUUUUCACAGUGUCUGCUACAAGCUAGGUUGUUUUUCAUCCGUGACAUGGCCUCAGCUCCAGCACAGCAGCCCACCCUCACUGUUGAGCAGACCAGAGUGGUACUGAGUGAGGUGAUCCAGGCCUUCUCUGUGCCAGAAAAUGCUGCGAGGAUGGAGGAAGCUCGAGAAAGUGCCUGUAACGACAUGGGGAAGAUGCUGCAGCUUGUGCUCCCCGUGGCCACCCAGAUUCAACAAGAGGUUAUCAAAGCCUACGGCUUCAACAACGAAGGAGAGGGUGUCCUAAAGUUUGCCAGAUUGGUGAAGAUGUACGAAACCCAGGACCCUGAAAUUGCAGCCAUGUCAGUUAAACUGAAGUCUCUCCUCCUGCCGCCGCUGUCAACGCCACCUAUAGGAGGCGCCAUUCCAGCUUCAUAGGAAUUAUUUACAUUCAGCUGCAAGGUUACUCUCAUCUAAUGCUUUUGGAUCAACAUAAACUUACUGUAAUUCCAACAUUUUCUCUAUCAUCCACUUUUGAGAAAUAAUGGAAAAACUCAAACUCCACUAAUACGUUCCAACAAAGAUGGAAUUCAUACUUUAUCUAAAUUAUGGAUUCAUUGAAAGCAUCCUUGCAAAAACAUGUUAAAUUAUUGCUUUUAAAUGUUUCAGUAUUUAUUUGUUACAUUUUGACCAUUUUUUAUGUCUUUGAACCUUGAAUAUUUCCUUUAAUGCCAUCUUUUUUUCUUAAUCAUUUUAAACAUUUUAUAUGCUGUCAGAUGUAUCAAAUGUUGUUCUUUUGUUAUAUAUGAAAAUUAAAAAAAGAUUUUCUGUGAA
Molecule: messenger RNA, 902 nt
Organism: Morone saxatilis (striped sea-bass)
Lineage: Eukaryota; Metazoa; Chordata; Actinopteri; Moronidae
Gene: grcc10
Product: gene rich cluster, C10 gene
Exons: 4
Coding region: 138-506 (122 amino acids)
Biological process (GO): post-embryonic development
Source: RefSeq, a predicted model, not a curated record